Messenger RNA from Myodes glareolus (Bank vole), 7689 nucleotides. Lineage: Eukaryota; Metazoa; Chordata; Mammalia; Rodentia; Cricetidae. The record is from RefSeq and is a predicted model, not a curated record.
GGGUAGGGCGGGGCGGGAGGCGCCGCGGGGAUCCCGGGGCUGCCGAGGGCCCCUGACUCUGUUCACCCUGGGAACAUGGACCGAAUGGCCAGCUCCAUGAAGCAGGUACCGAACCCGCUGCCCAAAGUAUUGAGCCGGCGUGGGAUUGGUGCUGGGAUGGAGGCUGCGGAGCGCGAGAGCUUCGAGCGGACUCAGACUGUCAGCGUCAAUAAAGCCAUUAAUACGCAGGAAGUGGCCGUGAAGGAAAAACAUGCCAGGACCUGCAUCCUGGGCACCCACCAUGAGAAAGGGGCGCAGACAUUUUGGUCCGUGGUUAAUCGGCUGCCCCUGUCCAGCAACGCCAUGCUGUGCUGGAAGUUCUGCCACGUCUUCCACAAACUCCUCCGCGACGGACAUCCAAACGUGCUAAAAGACUCUCUGAGAUACAAAAAUGAAUUGAGCGACAUGAGCAGGAUGUGGGGCCACCUGAGCGAGGGGUACGGACAGCUGUGCAGCAUCUACCUCAAACUGCUAAGAACAAGAAUGGAGUACCACACCAAAAAUCCCAGGUUCCCCGGCAACCUCCAGAUGAGUGACCGGCAGCUGGAUGAGGCCGGAGAAAGUGAUGUCAACAACUUUUUUCAGCUCACAGUGGAGAUGUUUGAUUACCUGGAGUGUGAACUGAACCUCUUCCAAACUGUGUUCAACUCCUUGGAUAUGUCCCGCUCGGUGUCUGUGACCACAGCCGGGCAGUGCCGCCUCGCACCGCUGAUCCAGGUCAUCCUGGACUGCAGUCACCUCUACGACUACACUGUCAAGCUGCUCUUCAAGCUCCACUCCUGUCUUCCGGCUGACACCCUGCAGGGCCACCGAGACCGCUUCAUGGAGCAGUUCACAAAGUUGAAAGAUCUGUUCCAACGUUCCAGCAAUCUACAGUACUUCAAGCGGCUCAUUCAGAUCCCCCAGUUGCCUGAGAAUCCACCCAACUUCCUCCGCGCCUCAGCCCUGUCAGAGCACAUCAGCCCUGUGGUGGUGAUCCCAGCGGAGGUGUCGUCUCCAGACAGCGAGCCAGUCCUGGAGAAGGAUGACCUCAUGGACAUGGAUGCCUCCCAGCAGAGUUUGUUUGACAACAAGUUUGAUGACAUCUUUGGCAGCUCGUUGAGCAGCGACCCCUUCAAUUUCAACAAUCAAAAUGGCGUGAACAAGGAUGAGAAGGACCACUUGAUUGAACGCCUGUACAGAGAGAUCAGUGGGCUGACAGGACAGCUGGACAGCAUGAAGGCUGAGAGCCAGCGGGCGAUGCUGCAGCUGAAGGGCCGCGUGAGCGAGCUGGAGGCAGAGCUGGCGGAGCAGCAGCACCUGGGGCGGCAGGCUACCGAUGACUGCGAGUUCCUGCGCACCGAGCUGGACGAGCUGAAGAGGCAGCGGGAGGACACGGAGAAAGCACAGCGCAGCCUGACUGAGAUAGAAAGAAAGGCCCAGGCCAAUGAACAGCGGUAUAGCAAGCUAAAAGAGAAGUAUAGUGAGCUGGUUCAGAAUCACGCUGACCUGCUACGGAAGAAUGCAGAGGUUACCAAACAGGUGUCUGUGGCAAGGCAAGCCCAGGUGGAUUUGGAGAGAGAGAAGAAAGAACUAGAAGAUUCCUUUGCCCGUGUAAGUGAGCAGGCCCAGCGGAAGACUCAAGAACAGCAGGAUGUUCUGGAAAACCUGAAGCAUGAAUUAGCCACCAGCAGACAAGAGCUCCAGGUCCUCCACAGCAGCCUGGAGACCUCUGCCCAGUCAGAAGCGAAGUGGCUGACGCAGAUCGCCGAACUGGAGAAGGAACAGGGCAGCUUGGCGACGGCCGCAGCUCAGAGAGAAGUAGAGUUCUCCGCCCUCCGAGACCAGCUGGAAAGCACCCAGAUCAAACUGGCCAGUGCCCAGGAAUCCGUGUGCCAGCAGAUAAAGGACCAGAGGAAAAAACUCUUGGCAGGGUCCAGGAAGGCUGCGGAGCGUGAGAUACAGGAGGCACUGAGCCAACUUGAGGAGCCCGCCCUCAUCAGCUGUGCAGGGUCCACAGAUCACCUUCUCUCCAAAGUCAAGGCUGUGUCUAGCUGCCUCGAGCAACUGGAGAAGAACCACAGCCAGUAUCUGGUCUGCCCAGAAGACAUCAGUGAGCUUCUGCACUCCAUAACCCUGCUUGCCCACUUGACUAGCGACACCAUCAUUCAGGGAAGCGCCACCAGCCUCCGGGCCCCGCCCGAGCCAGCUGACUCUCUAACAGAGGCCUGUAGGCAAUAUGGCAGGGAAACCCUAGCCUUUCUGUCCUCCCUGGAGGAAGAUGAAGCCAUGAAGAAGGCCGACAGCACAGCCAUGAGGAAUUUCCUCAGCAAGAUCAAGGCCAUUGGCGAGGAACUGCUGCCCAGGGGCCUGGACAUCAAACAGGAAGAGCUGGGUGACCUCGUAGACAAGGAGCUGGCCGCCACUUCAGCUGCCAUUGAGGCUGCCACCACCCGGAUAGAGGAAAUACUCAGUAAGUCCCGAGCAGGAGACACGGGAGUCAAGUUGGAGGUGAACGAAAGGAUCCUUGGUUCCUGCACCAGUCUGAUGCAAGCCAUCAAGGUCCUCGUUGUGGCCUCCAAGGACCUCCAGAAGGAGAUCGUGGAAAGUGGCAGGGGUACUGCAUCCCCUAAAGAAUUUUAUGCCAAGAACUCUCGGUGGACAGAAGGACUUAUAUCUGCCUCCAAAGCUGUUGGUUGGGGAGCUACCAUCAUGGUGGAUGCUGCUGAUCUCGUGGUCCAAGGCAAAGGGAAGUUCGAGGAACUGAUGGUGUGUUCACACGAGAUUGCGGCUAGCACAGCCCAGCUUGUGGCUGCAUCCAAGGUGAAAGCUAACAAGGGCAGCCUCAAUCUGACCCAGCUUCAGCAGGCCUCGCGGGGAGUGAACCAGGCCACGGCCGCUGUGGUGGCCUCCACCAUUUCCGGCAAAUCUCAAAUUGAGGAGACAGACAGUAUGGACUUCUCAAGCAUGACACUCACCCAGAUCAAGCGCCAGGAGAUGGAUUCUCAGGUUAGGGUUCUGGAGCUGGAAAAUGACCUGCAGAAGGAGCGUCAAAAGCUAGGAGAGCUUCGGAAGAAACACUAUGAGCUGGCUGGUGUUGCUGAGGGCUGGGAAGAAGGGACAGAAGCAUCGCCUCCUACUGUUCAAGAAGCAACACCUGAAAAAGACUAGAGCCAAGCCAGCGCCCCACACGUCAGAAUGUAAAUCCCUGUUCCCCUUCUGUUUCCGACAGUCCCCACCCUGGCACACCAGGUCCUUGCAGACCUCUCCGUUGACAAAAGCUGAAGCCCAUCGUGUCCCCUCAUGACUCCUCCUCUGUCUGAGUGCAUGAGGAGUCCUUCCCUAUGGCCCUGGCGUAGAGGCAGGCCAGUGUUGGCCGUGAGGAAGCUCAGGUCCACAGAAAAAUAGCGACAUGGCCAACCUCUCCCGCCUGCUCUCUACUUCCUCACCGGUCACGUCCUGCGUAGAGAGGGUUCUUGUCACUGGGAGCGUGGAGAGGGGACAUCUGACACUUGUUCUUUUUCUCCCCACUCCUCAGUCUUUGCAUUUUGUCAUUCGCACAAACUUGUGAGCAUCAGAACUCUGCUGGAUUGCAAACCGGACUGCCAACUGAAUCCACAGUCAGAGGGACGGAACGAGUGUCCUGGCAGAGAGUGCCAGAGCCGUGGCUCCCCCUCCACACUACACUUUUAGCAGUCGGCAGACCCCCCUCCUGCUUAUUAUUAGGUGGCUGUUUGGGUAUUUUGGUUUUAUAUUUUGAAAGUUUCACACAGCCAACUUUCCCAAAAAGGGUUCCUCCCCCCACCCCCAACCCUGAGCUCUGAGCCUUCUGAGAGGAAGCCCCCACACACACCAUGGUGCGGCUCAGGCUACGCCUUGGUGCUCCAUCUCAGCUCUUCUCUCAGCCAAGACCACGCCCCAGAGUGACAGCUCUCCUCUGAAGUCUGAAGCAGAGCUAGUGCCUUUAUUGUCUGACCCCAGGUGCCAUCUCGGGGCCUCUGUCCACCUUCACAAGCCAGGGAACACCAGAGGUUUAAAGAAAAGAAAAAAAAAGAAAAAAUAAAAGGUGCCAGGGGCCCAGCAGUGCAGGGGACGUUUUUCUUAGGAGCUCAUGUGACCAGGUUCACCACCCCAUCACAUGCCGGUAUAGAGCUGGUGUGAACAGCAACACUACAUCCCCCAGAGCGGACGUCUUGUGCCAUGGACCACCUCCCAUCAAACCUAGGCAAGGCCCUAAGAGGGACAAGAGGGAACCAGAAGUGGUUCCUUUUCCAGCCAUCUGCUUCUGCAUCCUACUGAACCAGAUAAAAGAUGGCUCCGUGCGCUACUUAUUCCACAGACCCACUUGCUCCCGUCGGGAAAAGAACUCGGCUCAGGGUAGGACUCUACAUAUUUAUUACUAACUAUCUUCGUGCAGCACCUGCCCAGAGAUGCUUGGAGCAAUCAGGCCCAAGGUGACUGACUAGGCUUGCCCUGUCCAUCAGUCUUCACAGACCACAGAGCAGAGAGCGCCAUCUCUGGUCAUUUCUGGUUUUGGAUUCUAAAGUGGGCAGGUUCCUCACAGAAUAGAGAAGCAGGGAAAAGGAGGAAGGGGACCACCGGCUGACACCGUCUCUGCCACUCCCCACGCUUGCUCCCCUGAAAACAGGAUGGAGACGGAAGGCAUCCCGCCUAGAUACGAGCAGCCAGACAGCAAUUUGCCACUCUCAACAGGAACCGCUGAAUUAAGUGACCUUCUGAUCUGUGGGAUGGAACAGGGAGGCUGCGUCUUCCUUCUUUAUCUGUACUGCUUAGGAGGCAACCAGCGAGCACUUCCUUAAAAACCUGUCCCCUGUGGGACACGGCUCGGCUUUGCUGGGCAAUGGGUUGUGAGACUAAUGUUUGAUCACUGUGAAUCAACCCCCUUCUUGUUCCACCCGCCCCCACUCUGUCCCCGAGUAUUUUCUAAGCUGGCACUCCAGGAACUCCCAGCAACGCAGAUGUCUGCUGAGACACGUGACCUGCAGUAGAACCGGCCCAGUCUGCUGCCAGAAGAAUGUUUCUCUGCUUAGAAUUUCUUGAGUCCAAGGACCAGAACAAGCAAUGUGUGGCAUUGUUGGCCCGUUUGUGCCCAUCAAGCCAAUCCACGUCCUCACCAUAGGUCACUGCAUCGUCAGCCCUUGCUUCUAGCAUCAAAGCACGCACACACGUGUGUCCCAGCAAGAGGAAAUCAAACAGCAAUAGAGCAGGGCUCUCUGAGUGAAUGACACACCUGUCUGAAAAGCCAGUCAUUUCUAAAACCCUAAUAAUUAACCUCUUUCUGAGUAGCAAAACAGUCAAGCGCCCCAGCACGAGGUGAGUCAACAGCUCAAGGGUCCUACCUGCUCAGCGUCGUAUCAGAACUGUUUAAUAUAAUUCAAGUCGGGAAUUGCCUUUCUUUAGCCAGGCUUGGUAGUGCAGACCUGAAAUCUUGGCAUUCAGGAGACUGAGGCAGGAUGAUCCUGAAUUUAAGGACAGCCUGGGCUACAUUCUGAGACCUUGUCUCAAAAAAAAAAAAAAAGAAUUUAAUAAAAAUUGGAUUAUUUAUGUGUGUAUAAACUAUAUAUACUUUUUUUCUUUUGAGACAGGGUCUUACUAAAUAGCCCUGGCUGGCCUUAAAGUAUCUACAUACACCUCAUUGUCCUUGAACUCACCAAGAUGCCCUUUCCUCUGCCUCCUAAGUGUUGGGGUGAAAGGUGUGAGCCAUCUCACUCAGCCUAGACCAUAAUUUGUUGGCUCUGCUGCUACCUAAACAUGAGUCUUUAACCCAAUGGCCGGACAUACCAAACACUGAAAAUUCUUGCAGCCCAGAAAGAACUUCUCAGGCUUUGAAAGCCCUCCUGCGGCUCCGUGGACUAAAGACUGCUGUGUGAGUGUGGACAGAUCCUCGACACGGAACUGGAGGCCUGAAGGGAUAGCUCAGCAGUUCACUUUCUUCCCUUCCAGGGGACCCCAGUUCUGACCCCAGCCCCCACAUCAUGUGCUCCAGAACCACCUCUAGCUCCAACUCUGAGGGAUCGGAUGCCCUCUACUGGUGGCAUGCACAUGCGUUUGAGUAAAAGGGACUCUUAAGAAAAAGUAUUUUUUCAAGACAGAAAUUUGAAAAAAUAAUGACUUGGGUGUGUUGAUAAACUCCAAUCCAGCUGUGUCUCCUGGUUAUCUUGGUGGUGUAGUUUUCUACUGCCUCAAGAUUAAGGAUAUGUCUAUGCAUAGAAGAUCUGCCUUUGUGGGGGUAAUUCAUAUCUGAGCAGGGAAUUUAAAUGACCAUACCAGGCUUGUCAGUACACGCCAGCACUUGGGAGUCUGAGGCAGGAGGAUCAUCAGUUCAGGUCUAACCUGGGCUAUAUACUGAGCCCUUAUCUCAAACAAAUGGUUUGUUGACUGUCCUGCCCACAACCCUGUUCCUAGAAUCCAGUCUAUGUCUGUGCCCUUAACCCAGUAGCUGGGAGAACCAAACACCUCCAGAGUGUCCUGUCUCAGAACGGGUGUGGCUGAUGAGUCAGACACCAGCCUUUAUACCAGGUAUCUUGAGGUCACAAGCACUCGUCACCAUAGUCUGCUGUGACCUCUCACCUUAAGAGUUGGUUCUUAUUUGUGUCUAGGGAAGCUUUUACUUCUUUGUCAGUGACUUGGCUGUAGGAGGGUCUCCCGCACUAUUUAACUCUCAUUUGAGGGGUAGGGGUCGAGAUAGGGUUUCUCUGUGUAGCCCUGGCUGUCCUGAAACUCAUUGUGUAGACUAGCCUCGAGCUUACAGAGAUCCUUGCCGCCACCGCCCGGCAUAACCCUAACUUUUGAUAGCUGGCAAAUGUCACGCCACACUAUUGCCUUUCCAGAUCUCUGAGAACCUAUGGACCCAACACUGACCUGCCAAUAAGAGUGGCCUUGCCAUCUCGGCAUGAUCUUGGAUCAUCCUCCCACCAGAGCGAGCUUUACCUGCUCUUGUUCUUGGAGUCUCCACAUUGACCUUCAGACCAGAGCAGCUUUGCCCUCUCUCCCGCCAUCUUGGAUCCUCAACAUUGGCCUUCCACACAGUGUGGCUUUGCCCUAUCUCUACUUCUCGGGUUCUCAGAGACCACACUGUCUGAUGGAAACCAUCAACAGCGAUCCAGAACAGCUGUUGGCCACCCUUGUCCCGCAGGUCCAGCCCACACGGGAUUGGUCAGCACAGUGGUGGAGUGCCUCCUCUCCCAGUAGCCAAAGCCAGAAACGGCUGGUUAGAUGGGACUGGAUCCAGUUCCGAGCCUAUAGAUCCUUCCAGACAUAUUCUUCAGGUGACCCUCAACUACCUCAGGUUUGAAGACCCUAAGUUAAACUGAUUAGCAUUCUAGGGACAAACCGAGGAAUCCCACUAAAUCUUGGUGAUAACCUAAAUGUCUCAAGCUUAUAACAGACUCUCAAACUUGCAGGGAUGGGGUUGUCUUUUGUUCGUUUAUGCCCCUCUUCUGUUUUUAACCUUUUCCACAGUUUUCCAUUAGAACAGUCCUAUCAGUGAAUUUCGCUUUUCACUGCGUGCCUACCUUCCCAGGGCAGGUGGCCACCAGCUCUUGUUUCCUCCCAACAGUGCUUUUGUUAUGGAAUGAAACCCUUUCUUUGUAUAAUACAUUGCAUCUGUGUUUUCAAUUUUUCCAAUAAAGAUGUCAGUCUGGCCAUGGA